Rhopilema esculentum is the source of this 2119-nucleotide messenger RNA. NCBI's taxonomy places the organism in Eukaryota, Metazoa, Cnidaria, Scyphozoa, Rhizostomeae, Rhizostomatidae. The record is from RefSeq and is a predicted model, not a curated record.
AUGCUACCAGUGUUGUCAAAAAACACUACCAUUUGAGGAUAACUUUUCAAAAUUUUAGCUUUUGCCCUCAUUGACCCUGAUUGGACCCCCCUGUUAGGCCAUAAUGGGAGUACCCCCCUGGGCCUUAGAGUCACAAGACCAACUUGCAGGCAGCUAGGAACUCGCUGUUGCUUUCAUACAUCGGGGACAAUGCAAGUACAUUAUAAAGAGUGGAUUCUGUAACUUGAAACCGGUGCGUCUGUCUGUAAUUCCCAUUUACUUGCUAGCAGGAUGUUUGAGGACUAAAUUAUCUUUGAAUAAAAAGUCUAAAAAGAGUAUCUUCGAAGGCAUCAUGUUAAUGGCUUUACAUUGAAAACCACUUGGCCAAUUCACAACUUCGUUAUUCUUUAAAACUGUGUCAAUACAGGUGUAACUAAUAUUUAGCUGUCCAUCAUUUCAACAACAGAGAAAUCUCAAGAUUUCAAGGCUAUUUUCGAUAGCUUUGAUAGAGGAUUUAUCUUGGAAAGAAUUGGUCGUCAGAUGUGUGCAGAAUAACGCGGUUAUACAGCAGAUGCUUAGCUUUAACCAGCUUUACAUGAUCGAGUACAAUUACGGAGGAAGAGAGUAAAUUUAGUAAGUGAGUAACAAGGAAGAGAGUAAAGGGGUUGAGAAGUUUUGGUUGUGGUUCAUUCUGGAAAAAAGUGAGUUUUCUCCUUUGAAAUUUCCGCUGGUUAAGGUGCCCCAAUGUAUUUCAACGGAACACACAAGACAAAGACAUGUUUGAUUCUGGUAUAGCCGCAAUUCUAGAUGAAUGAAUAAAAGAGAGUGUACUGAAAAGCAGAAAAGACACAGAGUACAGAAUUCCACCAGAAAGAUGAUCUUGCAAAAUUCAACUUUCGCAAAUAGCAGCAAUUUGAAGCCAGAACAUACGUUUACUAACGCGGAAGAUAUUAUAACAAAACUUUUAUACAUUGUGAUAGCUUUUGUAAACUUUGCUGGAAACUUUGUGCUGAUUUUUGUCAUCUGGAAGCAAAAGAGAAUUCACAAUACUGUGAAUCUUCUUCUGUUGAAUCUUGCACUAGCAGAUAUUGUUUCUGGCAUCGCGAUAUUCCCGUAUCUUUUCAUCAAAGGACGUUCUGAUAUAAUUUGUGGAAUCAAGGAUGGCCUGCCUAUUUUCCACGCAGCAUCAAUGGUCAAUUUUCUAACGCUUGGACUUUUGUCUCUAAGUCGAUAUAUGCUCAUAAACCACCCUACUAGGCCAAAAUGGCGGAUCAGAAAAAGAUCCGUGAAAUGGCUAGCUUUGUGCACAUGGCUGACUGGAACGAUACUUGUGAUACCAAAUGUUGUAUUAUCUCGCUAUAGCCAAAGCACAAGAAUCUGCGAAUACCACUGGUUGAAUGGAUUUGCUUCAAAGCUAGCCUUUGUGGUAACAAACGUCAUUGCAGGUACAGCACUAUUCGCUUUAAUAUUCACUUACUUCUCGACGGUAUACACCCUGUGGUUUAGGCCAACAGCAAGGCGACUUACACGGAGUAACUCUAUAUCAAGCACGCAGUCAAGCCGAAAAAGAGUGAGCAUUCUUCUUGGCAUGCUAAUAGUAGCAUUUCUGGUUUGCUGGGUUCCGUUCACAGUUUACUGGGUACUGUCUGCUGGGUUGGACCACUUCCCUGACACUAUGGAGGGGUAUAUCGAGAAAACAAGACUCAAACGAUACACAGUGCUGGUUGCCUUUCUAAAUACGUUGAGUGAUCCUAUCUUCUACGCUCUCGGGAAUCGACAGAUUAGAGAAGAAGCUGUUAGAGCACUAAAGAGUUCUAAAGCAACCAGUGCAGAUCAAACGGUGAUAGCUUUUGAAUGAGUGGACACGACAAACGAUAGAACUGUUAUUGAGCAACACUAAAACCAAUCAUCUUUUGGUUUGAAGAUAACAUUUGAAUUUUUAAAAAAAAACUGAGGGACGCCUAUCCUUGGCCCUCUUCUUGACCUGCUUUUACUUGUAGUUUGUUUUAAAAAUUUAAUAUGAUGCAGAGAUCUAAUAUGAUGUUAAGUUUAAAUAUGAUGCAGAAUUCCUAACCAAAAUUAAAGAUCAUAUGAAUUAGAUUUGCUGCAAGCGGUUCAGCGAAAAAAGAUUUGCACUGGC